AUGACUCUGGAGAUAGCGGAAGCCAUGAGCUCUUCAGUCUUCAGCAUUGAAGGCCACGAACUAUGUGCAAUCGAAGUCGGGAACAUUGAUACAUAUAACACGACUGUUUUGCAUGUACCCAGCAUUCGACUUGUCGUUGCUGGAGAUGCAGUAUAUGGUGAUGUGCAUCAGUUCUUUGGAGAAGCGAACACCACCGAGAAGCGGAUGGACUGGCUACGUGCGCUGGACACGGUUGAAGCGUUGGAUCCGCAUACGGUGAUCGCCGGGCAUAAGCGGGCGGGGACAGUAGAUGGGCUUUUUAAUUUGCAGAAGACGCGUAAAUACAUACUGGAUUUUGAAGAUGCAGUGGCCAAGGCGACGAGUUGGAAGGAGUUAAUGGACGAUAUGAAAGCUCGAUAUCCUAGAAGGAUUAACCCUCACGCGAUUUUGAGAGGUGCCAUAGCGGCGUUUCCGGAGUAG
Penicillium angulare is the source of this 459-nucleotide messenger RNA. RefSeq lists its product as uncharacterized. NCBI's taxonomy places the organism in Eukaryota, Fungi, Ascomycota, Eurotiomycetes, Eurotiales, Aspergillaceae. The record is from RefSeq and is a predicted model, not a curated record. The transcript has a single exon. The coding region runs from base 1 to 459 and encodes 152 amino acids.